ACGUCACUUGAAGCGCCCUGGCUGGUAGAUCUGGCAAGGAGAGGGAGAAAACGACAGAAGUACUGUAAAACAGGGCUAUCAGCUCUCAAAGUGAUAACGGUCCGUCUACAACAAUAGAUACAGGCACAGGCAUCUCACCACACCGGACUAACCUCUUGUGGAAGAAGGAAUAUAACAUGACCAGAGUAAACGGAUAAAACCAGCCACUCUUCAACACCCAGAAUCAUAUGAUGAAAAUGAAACAUCUGCAUCUUUAAAUGCUUUAAACAGGCCAAAAGUAGAUCACAGACCUUUCGAAAUUUACAAUAUUUAAAAGAUUGAAUCAGUCCAUAUCAUCCUUUUCUCUUCACUCUUGCCCUUCUUCAGUCAAAACCGCCAUGUACGGUAGUGGCCGAUCCGUGGGCAAAGUGGAGGGCAACCACAGCGGGGGGAGCAAUCAGAGUCCCGGCCGCUCGCCUCGUCUCCCUCGCUCGCCCCGUCUGGGCCACCGCCGCACCAACAGCUCAGGGGGUAGUGGACUUGGAGGUCCAGGUGGUAAAACCCUCUCCAUGGAGAACAUCCAGUCUCUCAACGCUGCCUAUGCCACAUCCAGCCCCAUGUACCUGAGUGACAACGAGGUGGUGACGUCUGGCCCGGACCUGCCUAAGAGCACUAUGACGCUGGGCCGCUCAGGAGGACGGGUGCCUUAUAGUGUCCGAACGACCGUCAUGGGAUCCAGCCCAAAUAUCUCCACCGGGGCUCCCGGCUCCGUUUCAACUGAUGCUAUCGCUUUUGGAGACCACCACAUGCCUUCCACCCUUGCGUCCACUGUGCCUCAUUCGCUGCGCCAGGCGCGGGACAACACCAUCAUGGACCUGCAGACCCAGCUCAAGGAGGUGCUUAGGGAGAACGAGCUCCUGCGGAAGGAGGUGGAUGUGAAGGAGAGCAAACUCAGCUCUUCCAUGAACUCCAUUAAGACCUUCUGGAGCCCUGAGCUGAAAAAAGAGCGCGCCCUGCGCAAGGAUGAGGCGUCUAAGAUCGCUGUGUGGAAAGAGCAGUACAGAGUCGUCCAGGAGGAGAAUCAGCAUAUCCAGAUGACCAUCCAGGCCCUCCAGGAUGAGCUGCGGAUCCAGAGAGAUCUGAACCAGCUGUUUCAGCAGGACUCCAGCAUUUGUCCUGGCGAGCCCCUGACCGCCGAGCUGACUGAGGAGAACUUCCAGCGGCUGCACGGUGAGCAUGAGCGGCAGGCAAAGGAACUCUUCCUCCUGAGGAAGACUCUGGAGGAGAUGGAGCUGCGCAUUGACACGCAGAAACAGACACUGUGUGCCCGAGACGAGUCCAUCAAGAAGCUCCUGGAGAUGUUGCAGAGCAAAGGGCUGUCGGCCAAGGCCAACGAGGAGGACCACGAGCGGACACGGAGGCUAGCCGAUGCCGAGAUGCAUAUCCAUCACCUGGAAAGCCUUUUGGAGCAGAGAGAAAAGGAAAUGGUCUUGCUGAGGGAGGAUCUCCACCGACGAUUUGAGGGAGCUCCAGAAUCUGCCAAAACCAAGGCCCUGCAGACUGUCAUUGAGAUGAAGGAUUCUAAGAUCAGUUCUCUGGAGCGCGGUCUGAGGGACCUGGAGGAUGAGAUUCAGAUGCUCAAGUCAAACGGGGCUCUCAGCACAGAGGAGAGAGAGGAGGAGAUGAAACAGAUGGAGGUCUACCGCAGUCACUCCAAGUUCAUGAAGAAUAAGGUAGAGCAACUGAAGGACGAACUGGCACAGGGCGAAGAUCUGAAAAAGCAGGCGGCUGAGCUUCAACAAGAGGUGUCUGCCAUUGACCAGGUGAAGCAGAAUCUCUCCAGGAAGGACACUGAGCUCUUGGGCCUGCAGACUAAACUGGAGACGCUCACCAAUCAGUUUUCUGACAGCAAACAGCACAUUGAUGUUCUCAAAGAGUCUCUCACUGCCAAGGAACAGCGGGCUGCCAUCUUGCAGACUGAGGUCGAUGCUCUGCGUUUACGUCUGGAGGAGAAAGAGGCUACGCUUAAUAAAAAGAGCAAGCAGAUUCAGGAAAUGUCAGAGGAGAAGGGCACACUGAAUGGAGAAAUUCACGACCUCAAAGAUAUGCUUGACGUCAAGGAACGCAAGGUCAAUGUGCUGCAGAAGAAGAUUGAGAACCUGCAGGAGCAGCUGAAGGAUAAGGAGAAGCAGAUGACCAGCCUGAAGGAGCGCGUCAAAUCCCUGCAGACAGACACUUCAAACACGGACACGGCCCUCACCACGCUGGAGGAGGCCCUGGCUGAGAAGGAGCGUAUUAUCGAGCGUCUGAAGGAACAGAGGGAUAGAGAUGAGAGAGAGAAGAGCGAAGAACUGGACAGCAGCAGAAAGAGCUCAAAGAGCUGAAAGAGAGAGUUCAGCUUACUGCAGG
Messenger RNA from Carassius auratus (goldfish), 2388 nucleotides. Its product is annotated as ELKS/Rab6-interacting/CAST family member 1-like. Bases 378 to 2363 code for a protein of 661 amino acids. Gene Ontology annotation, molecular function: structural constituent of presynaptic active zone. The transcript has 10 exons. NCBI's taxonomy places the organism in Eukaryota, Metazoa, Chordata, Actinopteri, Cypriniformes, Cyprinidae. Gene Ontology annotation, cellular component: cytoskeleton of presynaptic active zone. Gene Ontology annotation, biological process: maintenance of presynaptic active zone structure; neuromuscular synaptic transmission; regulation of synaptic plasticity. The record is from RefSeq and is a predicted model, not a curated record.